AUGUCGGACAAGUCGUGGCCCGGAGGAGGCGAGGCGGAGACGCGGACGGAGGUCAUCUCGGCGGCGUGCGCGUGCUGCGGGCUGACGGAGGACUGCACGCCGGAGUACGUCGAGUCGGUCCGGGAGCGGUUCGGCGGGCGUUGGGUGUGCGGUCUAUGCGGCGAGGCGGUCGAGGACGAAAUCGGCCGCGCCGGGAGGUGGAUCUCCACCGAGGAGGCGCUCAGCCGCCACAUGAGCUUCUCCGAGAGCUUCCGCGCCGCCGGUCCGCCUGUCGACACCGCGGAGCCCAUGAUCGCCGCCAUGCGGCAGCUCCUCCGCCGGAGCCUCGACUCGCCGCGGGCCACGCCGAGCAGCCCUCGCCGGGAUGUGGAAGAGGGCGGCGGCACCCCCAGCCGCCGGUCACUCGCGCGGCAGAGCAGCUACCUCUCCACAGCGGCCCGGUGA
This is a messenger RNA of Zingiber officinale, 444 nucleotides long. RefSeq lists its product as uncharacterized. The record is from RefSeq and is a predicted model, not a curated record. The transcript has a single exon. The coding region runs from base 1 to 444 and encodes 147 amino acids. Lineage: Eukaryota; Viridiplantae; Streptophyta; Magnoliopsida; Zingiberales; Zingiberaceae.